Messenger RNA from Drosophila willistoni, 2450 nucleotides. RefSeq names its product ankyrin repeat domain-containing protein 13D. Gene Ontology annotation, cellular component: cytoplasm. The transcript is spliced from 6 exons. Gene Ontology annotation, molecular function: protein binding. Lineage: Eukaryota; Metazoa; Arthropoda; Insecta; Diptera; Drosophilidae. The record is from RefSeq and is a predicted model, not a curated record. Bases 104 to 2029 code for a protein of 641 amino acids.
UAUCGAAAUAUCGAAUAAUUUAUUGGUCAAAGGAAAUUUAAGCGAAUUUUUAGUUUAGUUUAUUCAGAAAUUUAGGGAUUUACGACGACAUAGUCGGUAUAGGAUGAAGAGUUUGGAUGAGAUAAAGGCAGAAUAUCCGCUGCAUUGGGAGAUAUGGAAUGGCAAUGUAGAGCAACUACAGCUGGAAUUGCAAAAAGAACAGAUUGAUAAGGAAAAAAUCGAUCCGCGGGGACGAACGCCGCUUCUAUUGGCCGUGAGAUUGGCGAAUCUUCCAUGCAUCAAGUGCCUUCUAGCAGCCAAGUGCAAUGCCACCUAUGAGUUUGAGGGUUGGUCGGUUGUCCAGGAGGCUGUAUGCACUGGCGAUGUGGAUAUACUUACUGCCAUCAUUGAGGUGCGAGAUUUGCAACGACAUGUCCAAAGGGUGACUCAUGUCCCCAAGCUAUUACAACAUUUGCUCGAUGCACCAGACUUUUAUAUAGAAAUGAAAUGGGAAUUCACUUCAUGGGUGCCUCUAAUGUCCCGGCUGUGUCCCAGUGACACUUACAAAGUGUAUAAGCGUGGCGCCAAUGUACGAAUAGAUACGACACUGUUGGGGUUCGAUAAUAACACUUGGCAACGAGGGAAUCGUUCCUACAUAUUCAAGGGAGGAAAAGAAACUGCCACAAUGAUUGAAAUCGAUCAUGAUACCCAUGAAGUUAUGGUGGAGCAAAUGAGCAGCGAUAUUGGCGACAUUGUAGCCAUUCCCCCGCCCAUAGGCACGGUGCGGGCCCGCCUCAAUGCUCCGGUUAUUACCAAUAACAUUGAGAUGGAAAAGAUAAGCUUUGAGCGCAAUAAAUCCGGGAUUUGGGGCUGGCGUAGUGAGAAAUCGGAAGUAAUUAAUGGUUACAACUGCAAAGUGUAUGGGGCUAGCAAUGUGGAAUUUAUAACAAAGACCCGUACUGAUCAUCUCACCGAGGAGCAGCUGAAAAAUAAGACAGCUCGCACGCCAUUGCAUAGUCUGUUGGGCAUAGCCGAUGAGGAUUAUGUGCCACCCACAGAGAACACGUCCCCGCCUGCUGUGGAAAAUGGCGAACGAUUGUCACCUUCCGCUGCCGUUGGUGGUGGCGCAGCGUCUGCUGCAGUUCCCCUACUUCCUGGUAGUAAUGGUAGCUCUUCUGCCUGUGCCUCUGGAGCAAGUACACCCAAAUCACCACAGUUGAUAACGCCCGAGGAGUAUUUCAGUGGUGAGAUCGAUCUACAAGGUCGUGAUGUCGGCAAGCCAAAGAAUCUGAACACCAAAGUUCAACGUUUCAAAGCGAAUCUUUGGCUUGCAGAAGAGCAUCCCAUACGAUUGCAAGAGCAAGUGCUGCCCAUUCUCGAUCUAAUGUCCACCAUGGCCAGUCCACAUGUGUCCAAGCUGAAAGACUUUAUAACAAUGCAGCUGCCAGCUGGUUUUCCGGUCAAAGUAGAAAUUCCGCUCUUCCAUGUGCUGAAUGCGUGCAUAACAUUUGGCAAUGUCUUUGCACUGGCAUCGCCGGUGGAGUAUGUGGCCACGUUGCAGGAGCAGGACCGUGUCACCUGCCUGGUGGAUGAUCGUUGCUUCGAUGUACCCGCUCACUAUACGAACCGCGGUGGUGAUUCGCGUCGCUCCAUGCCCUUGGACGAAGAUGAUAUGUUGCAAUAUGCCAUCGAACAGAGUCUGGCAGAGACAAGUGGUUCUGGUGGAGCCUGCGGCAUAGAUGCCGAGGAUAAAGUGGAUAUCUGGGAAGUGUUGCGGGGUCAACAUGUUGUCGGAACCGAACUUUUGCCCGAAGAUGAUGAGCAACUGCAGCGGGUUCUGCAGGAAUCCCUUCUGGGUGCGGCUGGGGCCCAUGCCAGUGGUUCACCCGUCUCCGAGGACGAUGAUGAUGGCGGUUUUCGUUAUGUGGAUCCUGAUUUAGCCAUGGCCAUGCGUCUCUCUCAACAGGAUCAACAAAAAUAUGAGCUGGAACGGCAACGGGAGCAGGAAAUGAUAGAGCAGGCUUUAAAAUUAAGUCUACAGGAACACUAACCAACCAAAACCAAUCAACCAACCAAAUCUCUUCAGCUAUUAGAGACCCAAUAUCCAAAUAUCAUCCAAAUGUAUGUGUGUUUUGGUUGUUUUCGCGUUCUCAGUUUUGUUCCUAAUCUAAACAAAAAAAACAACAAACAAAAUCCUAAGUUAUAUCAAUUGAUUGUAAAUUUUAAGUUUAUUCUCCUUUAUAACUAUCUUUAUUUAUGCAUCCUACUUGAAAAGGAUGUAACCUUAAUUUUGUAUUGUGAUAUAUAUAUUGAAUUGAACAGAAGCGAGCCUCGCUAGACGAACUCACAAGUCGCAUCACUAAAAAAAGAAAAACAAAACAACAAAAAAAAUCAGAGAUCUUGUAGUCAUAGCUUUUGCUAAAAACUUAUCUAAUAUCUAAGUCCAACAUAAAGAACAACAACAACAUUUA